Messenger RNA from Caenorhabditis elegans, 327 nucleotides. RefSeq lists its product as uncharacterized. The transcript is spliced from 2 exons. The record is from RefSeq and is marked reviewed. NCBI's taxonomy places the organism in Eukaryota, Metazoa, Nematoda, Chromadorea, Rhabditida, Rhabditidae. Bases 10 to 306 code for a protein of 98 amino acids.
CGAAGCAUCAUGUUGAAGCAGUUCCUUUUAUUCUCAGCCAUAUUCGUGACACUGAUCACAGCACUAACGAAAGACAUCCACAAAAUGGCCAGCGAGCUUCACGCUGCAGGAGUCGAUAAAAAAUACACGGAUGAGCUGGUGAAGCUGGAUACUGACAUUGCAGUAGCUCUGGCAAAGGCUGAGGGAGAUGAACCGAAAAAGAAUAAAAUCUUUGAAGAAUACGACAGAGCACAGGAGAAACGUCGCCGAGCAAUGCCGAAGAAGCAAUUGGAAAUUGAGGAUAAAUAUUUUGAAACUGUUCGAUAAUUUUUCGAGUUAUAAAGAUUU